Molecule: messenger RNA, 4178 nt
Organism: Cololabis saira (Pacific saury)
Lineage: Eukaryota; Metazoa; Chordata; Actinopteri; Beloniformes; Belonidae
Product: phosphatidate phosphatase LPIN2-like
Exons: 20
Coding region: 352-3165 (937 amino acids)
Biological process (GO): triglyceride biosynthetic process; fatty acid catabolic process; cellular response to insulin stimulus
Cellular component (GO): endoplasmic reticulum membrane; nucleus; cytosol
Molecular function (GO): transcription coactivator activity; phosphatidate phosphatase activity
Source: RefSeq, a predicted model, not a curated record
AGUAAGUCAUAUGCGUGAUGCAGCCCCGGUUUAUAUCAUCAGUUGACAAAGCAAAUUAAAUUUGUCAUGAUCUGUUGGUGAAAUGAAAACUUGCAGAUUCAGUGGUCAAAACAAGGUGAUGGAUGGAGAAUGACAAUGGACACUUGGAGGCAGUGAGCGGGAGAAACGUGCAGAGACAGGGAAAGCCAGAUUUGUACUAAUCUGGUAAACAGGAUUAACGCCUCUUAAGGUCUUGUCACCCGCAGGGAGAGAGUAGAUGAGAACUGAUGGUGCUGGAUUUGUUGGAUGUAGUACUGAAGUACACUUUGUACUGUCAACUAAACAGGACUGGAACAACUACAGGUGGACACCAUGAACUAUGUGGGGCAGCUGGCGGGCCAGGUGUUGGUGACGGUUAAGGAGCUGUAUAAAGGGAUCAAUCAGGCCACGCUGUCAGGCUGCAUUGACGUGAUCGUCGUCCGACAGCCCGAUGGGACGUUCCACUGCUCUCCUUUCCAUGUCCGCUUUGGAAAACUGGGAGUGCUGCGCUCCAGGGAGAAAGUGAUUGACAUUGAGAUCAAUGGCGAGCCCGUGGAGCUACACAUGAAGCUUGGAGACAACGGAGAAGCCUUUUUUGUUCAGGAGACAGAGAAGUACAAUGAGGUUGUUCCCGCCCACCUGGUGACCUCGCCCCUCCCCACAGAAGAGGUUCUCACCAGGACCAGAGAGUCCAGAUGUGGGGCAUCAGCAGGGACCAAUCAGCCUCCCGUCCCAGGGGAUGCAGCUUCUGGAAACCUCCAUAUCUGCUCCAAUUCAGCCGGAAAGAAGAAGAAGAGACGCAAGAAGAAGCACAAAACUGAGCCACGUAAGGAGGAGCAAAUGGGCGGGGAGCCGGAGCUGUGUGACAUGAGUUCGGAUGAGGAGCAACAUGCACAAAGUGGACGAGAAUCGUCACUGUUAAUGGUGAAGGACAACAUGGAGCAAAGGCAGCCUUCUCCUCUCUCCACCCUCGAGUGGGACAGCUACCCUUUCUCUGACGGAGACUGGUCUCCCUGCACGAUGGAUGUUUCUGAGCCCAUGUCGCCCAAAAGUGACUCGGAGUUGAUGGUGAAGCCGGGGGAGAGCAUGCUCAGGGCCGACUCUCACAUGCAGUGGAGCUGGGGGGAGUUUCCAGAAUCUACCAGGAUCCACAAAAAGGACAAAUCAGAGCCAAAGAAGUUGACCAUUACUCCCUCGGAGAACACACAUUUCAGGGUUAUUCUGAGCUCUGAAGCCAUGGAGGAAGAGUCAGCAGCAGGUCAGAGGACUUCGGAGCCCAUUUGCCAUAUUGUAAAACCAGAGCCACGGACCCUCAAACCUGAUCAGGGCAGCUGCAGCCUGGAGGCCCCUGAAGCGCCAUCAUGUGAUACAAACAUUACCGACGCCCUGCCGGACAUCACAAAUAUGAUGCCGUGCAGCUUCUCCUGUGAGCCAUGCCCUAGCCAUCCCGACACAGAUGAAAAAAACGCACGCAAAACCAGAUGGACAUCUUCACCGCCAAGUCGCAGGAACAGCAUCACCGCUGCCAGCCGAGGAGGCAAAGAGGCUGGAGACUCUGGAGCUGGUUGUUCUGACGCAAGAGCCUCGUCUAAAGUCACUGACUCACCCAUGAAGAGGAAAGUUGUGAGGAAGAGGAGCCAGCAUCAGGGGCCUGAAGAUAUUUACCUGGAGGACCUGAAUGCUCUUGAGCCCGAUGUUGCAGCUCGCUACUUCCCCAAAAGUGAGUCUGAGCAGGUUUCUAAACACUGGGUGGAGACCGGGCAGAGCUCUGGAUCCCAGUCGCCCCAGUCAGUGGGCAGCGCAGCAGCAGACAGUGGGACCGAGUGUCUGUCCGACUCUGCUGGGGACCUGCCGGAUGUCACACUGUCACUUUGUGGCGGUGUCGGUGAGAACUCAGAGAUCUCAAAAGAAAAAUUCAUGGAGCACAUGAUCACUUACACUGAAUUUGCAGAAAACCCAGCAAUUAUCGACAAUCCCAACUUGGUUGUCAAAAUAGCAAACCGAUAUUACAACUGGACUCUGGCGGCACCACUUAUACUUAGUAUGCAAGCUUUCCAAAAGAACUUGCCAAAGGCUACAGAAGAGGCCUGGGUCAAGGAAAAAAUGCCCAAAAAGUCUGGACGCUGGUGGUUCUGGAGAAAGAGCAGCACAAAGCAGCUAUCAUCUGAGACCAAGCUGGAGAGGCAGGAGUCACUGAGCGGAGAGAGCCCUGCCCUCCACCAGGCCCCAGAAACACCGAAGAAAGUUGCAGAAUGGUCCAGUGACGAUGAGACCAAAGAGCUGAAUGCAGCAGCACCCGCUCUGACGCCCACUGAGCGCGUGCAGAUGGAGGGCUCAGCAACAGCACCGUGUCACUCUUACAAGAAAUCUCUUCGCUUGUCAUCUAACCAGAUAGCCAGCCUGAAGCUGAGAGACGGCCCAAACGACGUCACCUUCAGCAUCACCACCCAGUACCAGGGGACGUGCCGCUGCGAGGGAACCAUCUACCUGUGGAACUGGGACGACAAAGUCAUCAUCUCUGACAUCGAUGGCACCAUCACCAAAUCAGAUGUGUUUGGCCAGAUUCUGCCUCAGCUUGGCAAAGACUGGACUCACCGGGGAAUUGCAAAACUUUACCACUCAGUCCACGAGAACGGCUACAAAUUCCUGUACUGCUCGGCCCGAGCCAUCGGCAUGGCUGACAUGACUCGGGGGUAUUUGCACUGGGUGAACGACAGAGGGACUCUCCUCCCUCAAGGACCCCUCAUGCUCUCUCCCAGCAGCCUUUUCUCUGCCUUCCACAGAGAGAUCAUUGAAAAGAAGCCAGAGAAGUUCAAGAUUGAAUGCCUGACAGACAUCAAGAACUUGUUCCUCCCAAACACUCAGCCCUUCUACGCUGCCUUCGGAAACAGAGAGAGCGAUGUAUUUGCUUAUAAGCAAGUGGGUGUGCCUGUGUGCCGCAUAUUCACAGUCAACCCCAAGGGGGAGUUGAUCCUGGAGCAGGCCAAAGGCAAUAAAACAUCAUACAGCCGGCUAAGUGAGCUGGUGGAACAUGUUUUUCCUCUACGCAGCACACAACACAACGCCUCCUUCAGCUGCCCGGAGUUCAGCUCCUUCUGUUACUGGAGACAGCCCAUCGCUCAGGUGUGCUUCGAGGAGCUGCUGUAACUCAAAGACGGGACGUAUCGUACGAGAUUAUGCACUGAUUUCGCUCUCAAUGGUGUAGCCUGCUGGAAUAGUUUGAUAUUUUUUUGGCAUAUUAUUCUGAUUUAGUGGGAGUCUUGGAAUAUGAACGUAUGAACGUAUUCCACACACUUAAAACACUCCAUAAUGUCUCUAUAAGUGUUUAUUCCAUCAUACACUUCCAGAAAAUACGUUUGAAGACUUUUGCUGUAUACAAAGUCCAUAAGUGCAACCACUAUUGUCCUAAACAUUUGCACAGUUUAACUUGACAUAUGUUUAGUAUUAUGCUUUUUGCCAGCUUAUGAGAGAUCUGUCGAACAUACAUAUUAUCUCCGGAGCAGAUGUGGGAUUCUCCCUUUAAGGCCUUAUUUGUCAUUGAAUGUAAAUUGCCCUUAAGUUAAAAGAUUUGCACUAAUAUGCAAAGAAGAUGUGAGAUAAUGUGUUCAGUACACGACUGCAUCACUGCGGUGCAGUUAACAGAAAGUAGAGACUGCUGCUAUUUGCGAUCAGACUCAAAGUAUUACUUUAUUUUUGAUGAAUUUCGGUUCUCUGGUGCCGUUUGUUGCCAGAUGUUGCCGUCUUGAGAGCUGUAGGAUUUUAAUGUUUGCCUGUUUUUUGUAGUGUCUCAACACUCAGUAAUAACCCUCUAAAAUCAACUCCAUUCUUUCUAUGAAAGUGAUGAUCUUUCUCUGAUGAGAACACACAGUAAGUUUUACUAGUUUAUGAAGUUAAUUUUUGCUCUGAAGUUUGAAGAAUCUUUGCUGCUGCAGUUCUCUUAGAUGUAACUAGAAACAGAUGAUUACUCUCAAGAAAAGAGAAACUGUUUACACCGAACCAUGUGAGGAGAGUCAUUUUGAUAAACUGUCAAAUCUAUAGAUCUACUGUCCGUGUAUUCUAUGCACUUAAUGUCUCUAUAGUAUUGUAUUGAUAAACAGUGAAAAAGUGAUUAUAUAUUGAAGGAUACGUCAAUAAAAAGACUAUUUAAAACUACAAUCAAA